Molecule: messenger RNA, 8660 nt
Organism: Brienomyrus brachyistius
Lineage: Eukaryota; Metazoa; Chordata; Actinopteri; Osteoglossiformes; Mormyridae
Product: piezo-type mechanosensitive ion channel component 2
Exons: 55
Coding region: 25-8256 (2743 amino acids)
Source: RefSeq, a predicted model, not a curated record
AGCUCUGUGAGGCUCUACGCAGACAUGGCACGCGACACUGUGGUGGGAGUGAUUUAUAAGUUAUUACUGCCUUUGCUUUUGUUAGCUGCCAUCUGCUUCCGAUAUAAUGGUCUCUCUGUGGUGUACCUCCUCUUCCUCCUCUUCCUCCCCUUGCUACCAGACCCGACAGCGAUAUCGUUGAAUGGUAAAACAGGCUCCUUCCUGGUGGCUGUUUGCUGCACAAGCAUCACCUUCUUGGCCCUGCAGUGUGGACUGCAAAUCACAUUCGCUUAUAUUCCCGAGCACGUUAGCGGUUUUUGGGAGCUUGUUUUUUACCACUUUGGAAUUGUCAGAUUCAGCAAUGUGAGUUUAGGAAACAUUGUUCGUCUCUUGGCUCCUGACACAGGACUCUUCCUAUCUGCACUGUUUAUCUAUCGGCUGUGUAGGAAGUUGCUUGAGUCCCAGGGCCGUGUGACCGGCCAUGAGAACUGCAUCGUGUCCUCCAGCAGUGAGCUUCACAGGUCGCAUCUGGAGGAGUUUGACACAGAGUCAGAGGAUGAAAACAGUGAAAUGACAGACAGGUCAUCCUUGGACAGUUCGGAGAGGGGCGGAAGGACCCCGGGUGUCCCGCCUCGCUUGCUCCAGAAGCUGAUUCUGUUUGCUGCUGGGCUCCGGCUUCUCCUGAGUACCAUUCUGAACAUGGCUGGGAAAGUAGUGAUCACAGCUCUCCUGGGGCUAGCAGGUAUUGCCUUGCCCUCCCUGACUUCAGCAGUGUACUUUGCCGUGUUCCUGGGCCUCGUGUGGCUGUGGGUCUGUUGUCGCCCCCCAAGCCUGCUCAUCUUCUGCAGUCUCUGUGUGAUGAUGGCCAUCUUCAGUGCUGGCCAUUUGCUCGCUCUCUACCUGUACCAGCUUCCCUUCUUCCAGGAGAUUGUUCCCCCACGGAACAUCUAUGCUAGGCUUUUUGGUAUGACAGCAAUCAUUCAGACAAACCACUCAGACCCACACAGCCUGCGCCUGCAACCGGAUAUCACCUGGCCUGUCUUCAUCAACCCUCUGGUCUUACUGCUGCUGUACUACACCCUUGUGACUCUGUUGAAGAACUGGGUUCCUGAGGAGGAGGAUGAUGUAGAGUGCGAUCUGCCAGAGAGACCCCUGCCUGCAAUGGUCUGGCUCUCUGGUGACCAGAAGGAGCUGCUGGCCAGCAUGGAUGAAGACAAUGAGCCCAUUGCCAUCCUAAUGAGCAAGUCAUGGUCUGACAACAAGGAACUGGAGUCUGUACUGGAGAAAGAUCCUGACUCUCACAAACCACCAGCGUACAGAGAUGUGCACACUAGUCAUGUAUCGGACGUGGAUGAGGAAGAGAGUGAUCAUGUGACAGAAAACGAGCCUAUCACAGAUACCGUUUCAGGCCCUGCUAAACCCAGUGGGUUAGCUUUGUUUGGACAUUUUAUUAUGAAUCAGAGCUACAUCAGUUCACUUAUAAUCAUGAUGGUGUGGAGCAUUACCUACAACAGCUGGCUCACCUUUGUGCUGCUGGUGUGGUCCUGUUUGAUUUGGAUCCUGCGGGACCGCCGGCACUACGCCAUGCUCUCUGCCCCCUUCCUGGCAGUCUAUGGCACGGCGCUGGUGCUGGCCGGCUACCUGAGUGGACUGCGGCUGGGUCAGGAUGAGCUCUUUCCUGGCCUGCCUGCCUCUGUGCUCCUCGACUUUGACUUGCGCCGCUAUGACACGCCCUGCAUCCACUUGGGAGCGAAGGUCCUGUACGCCUUCACCUUUUGGCUGCUGCAGCGGCAACAUCUGAUGGAGAAACGAGAGAAACACUUUGAGCAGGAUGAACCUCCUGAAGUCAAAGUGCUGCCGUCAGCUGAUGACGGCAGCUCUCUGACAAUAAUGGCUGUGCUGGGCUCGCUUAUUAGAGGCACGCUGGUGAAAUACUGGAUCGUUGUCUGCUGCUCCAUGUUUUUUGUGACCAGCUUCUCCGGAAAGGUGGUAGUCUACAAAAUCCUCUACAUCGUGCUUUUUCUCUUUUGCGUCGUCCUCUAUCAGGUGAGCUACGAUGUGUGGAGACGUGUGCUGAAGUACUUCUGGGCUGUGGUGGUAGGCUACUCCAUGGUAGUCUUAAUAGCCAUCUACACAUACCAGUUCCAGAGUGUUAGAGAGCUGCUUCGGCAGGUGAUGGGCCUCUCUGAAGAAGGCCUUCGUGACCUGGGUUUUGAGCAGUUUGAUACUGUAGAGCUGUUUGCUCGCAUCUUGCUGCCGGCAGCUUUUCUGCUGGCCUGCAUCUUGCAGCUGCAUUACUUCAACUCCGACUUCCUACGACUCACAGACCUGGAUGAUCUACCUGUCUCUUCAUCAAGUGAGGAGGACCUGAGCAACACUGUGAAAGUUAUUUUCCAAGCCUUGAAGGAGAACAUUCAGAAACUUAAGAAACGGCUCGCCAAGGAGCAGAUGAGUACUGACAGUGUUUACACCUUGGCUGAUGAAUCCUUGACAAAUUCAGGAGAAAAGACUCCCAAAGCUAAUGAGGGGAGUCAGACCAGCCAGUGGGACCUGGUAUUGGAUCGUGCCAGUGUACUGCUGCUUCAAGGCUUACUGGCAUUACGCCGGGGUCAGGAACUUUGCUGGAGGCUGCUGGAGCUGCACAGCAUGAAGAUUGUCUCCACAGGCAUCAUCUUGAUCUCACUGAAGGAGGUGUGCCUGAUGAACUUCUUGUUCAUGGUGCUCUGGGUGUUUGCCCUGCCAUUCCCACGCAUACGCCCUGUAGCCGCCAGCAUUUCCUCAGUCUGGGCCUGUGUCAUGGUUAUCUGCAAGAUGAUGUACCAGCUGAAGUUCGUGAAACCCUCCGAGUACUCCUCAAACUGCACUGCCUGGCUGACAUCUGCGAACGGGACCUGGUCCAGGUCGAACCAGGAGCGACUGCUGAAGGCGUCUCUUUUGUACGUGGGGCCAGUGGAUCCGGCAGAGUGGCUAGCAGCUCUGCAGAAGUGUGAAGACAAAAUCCUGCCUUGUCUUCAGAACCACCUGAUGGUGCUGGCUUUGCUGGUGUUUGACAUCACAGUGCAGCGACACCAACUCCACUACAGGCUAAGAAAUGACCUGAAGGUGCCUCUCACAGGCACCAUCUUCCACACCGUCACACGGCAGCACCUUGACCGAGGCGUUGGACCCUGCCUUAAGUACUUCAUCAAUUAUUUUUACUACAAGUUUGGCCUAGAGGUGUGCUGUGUGUUGGCUUUAAACGUAAUCGGUCAGCGCAUGGACUUCUUAUCCCUGCUUCACUCCUUCGCGCUCAUUGCUGUGCUGUCAAGGCGGCGCAGAAAGGCUAUUGGUGAAAUGUGGCCGAGAUACUGCUGCUUUACAGCCAGCCUCAUGGUCCUCCAGUACCUCCUCUGCAUUGGGAUCCCACCUGCACUCUGCUACGAUUAUCCAUGGAGGACUUCCAACCAGGCCUUAUCCUCCAACCUCAUCAAGUGGCUAUACCUUCCUGAUUUUGCCAUGCGGCCAAAUCCAGUCUUCAUCCUCUACGACUAUAUCCUGCUGCUAGGCUCCUCUCUCCAGUGGCAGGUGUUUGAGGAUGAGAACCGGGCGGCGGUACGGCUCAUCGCAGGGGAGAACGUAGAAAUUAGCAGGAACCUAGAUGCACAGGCUCUCAGCCAGUACAGCCCUGUGAACAACUUCUUGCAUUGCAGGUCAUAUCUGGAUAUGGUGAAGGUGUUUGUGUUCAGCUACUUCUUUUGGCUCGUGCUGAGCCUGAUUUUCAUCACCGGAACUACGCGAAUCAGCAUCUUUUGCAUGGGUUACCUGGUGGCCUGUUUCUACUUCAUGCUGUUUGGAGGCAGCUUGCUGAUGCAGCCAGUGCGCCACAUUCUGAGGCUCUGGGACUGGCUCAUUGGCUAUACGUGCAUCGUCAUCACCUUCAAGAACCUGCUGUCUUUGGGGUCCUGUGUUUACCUGGGCCGCCUGCUGCAGAAUGGCUGUUGGCUGAUUCAGACCUUCAGCAUGUUCUGCACCAUACAAGGCUAUGAUAUUCCACAGCCAAACAGCAUAUGCGAAUUACCUGAGGGUGAGGCUGGAAUUAUCUGGGAUGCCAUUUGUUUCACCUUCCUCCUGGCCCAACGUCGAGUGUUCCUCAGCUACUACUUCCUCUAUGUGGUCUCUGAUCUUAAGGCCUCCAAAAUCCUCGCCUCCAGGGGGGCUGAGCUGUUUGAAGCCAAAGUGAAGAAAAGAAUAGCAGCCAGGCUUGAGCUUGAAAAAAAGUCAGUGGAGACAUUAAAGAAACAGAUGGAGAAGAUUAAAUCUAAGCAAAGUAGCCAACCGAAUAAGCAGGAUCCCCCGGAGCAGACAGGAGCAGAACAAAAGGGCGAGAGUGAAAAGGGGGAGAAAAGCAGUGGUGAGAGAUGGUGGCAGCCGCGGGCCUCCCAUCCCUCCAUGGCAAACACUGCUACCUACGCCCUGUUUGAGUCUGAUAGUGAGGAGGAAGAGGAGGGGUCUCAGAUGAAAGAAGAAAUGACAUCACCCCCUAAAAAAAAAACUGCAUUUCAGCUUGCUUAUGAAGCAUGGACGACAAGCUCUAAAGUUGCUUUGAAGGGACACAAAACAGAGGUGUCUAGACUGAAGAAGCAGGAGAGGAGAGGAUCACAAGCGCUACAGAGACCACAAGGUAUUGAGAAAACAGAAUCGAGUGAGGAUGAACUCGAUCCAUGUGCUGAGGAAGACAUGAAGGAAGAGGAAGAAAAACUAUUACAACGAUUCAUUGACUCGGUCAGGUUGUUCUGGGUGCUUAUUUUGUCACUGCUGGAUGAUCUGGCAGAUGGGCUGAACUCUCUAUGCAAAGACAAUUUAGGCAUUUCCAGAGUGCUUCACUUUGAGAGGGCUAUUCUGGGACAGCAGCAGAAAAAGGGGAAGGAAGUGUCUCAUGAAAGUGUCAAGCAGUUUUAUCAGAGCUGGAUGUCCAGACAGAGCACGCAGGCGUCUUUGGAGGCUGAGGACCCCCAGCCUCGGCUCUCCUCACCUCCUGACCUGCCAUCCUCACUCCAUGGCUACGCAAAGUUUAAAAACUCAACCUCCAAAAUGUCCUUGGGCAGUAGCUUGUCUAGCUGCAUGACCGAGGAGACGUUGCUUGGGUCUCGCCAGGCCACCAUCGACUUGGACGAGACCCCUGAAACGCCACCAUCGGCUAAACAGCUUCGGCAUAAGCUAGUCAAGUCUGCAAAUGUUGAUCAGUCCUCAUUUGAUGCUGACGACUCUGUUCCGAGUAUUCCAGUGGAUACCUAUCAGGACAGUAUGGAAGAUAAAGAGUUAAAGAUCUAUACUGAAAAGUUAAAGGACCACUCGCAAAGAGCAAAAGUCCAAACUGAAAUGAUGAAAGACCAUAGUGAAGAGCUACAGCAAUAUAGUGAAGAGCCUGAGGUUCUAAGAGAAGAGCUGAAGGUCCAUAGAGAACACCUGCAGUCUCACAGUAAAGAGUUCCAUACUCCAGAGUUGAGAAGCCAUAGUCAUGAGGAUCACAGUGAAGAAUCGGAAGUACAUAGUGAGCCACAUAUCCAGAGUGAAGUGUCCAAGAUCUAUGACCAAGAACAUGCUGGAGAUAAGGAAUUGCCAAAGGCUGUAUCUUCAGAUGAAAUAGCAAGUGGCACAUUGCUGGCUAUGACAGAAGAAAUUCCAGAGCCCAGAGUUCUCAGCCAGGAGACAAGGGCCCUCACAGCUAGUGAGCUGCUUCUCAACAAGAUAUUCGAUAUUGAAGAGAUCAAGGAAUCUGACGAUUUCUACCACUCGUUACCAAGGCUCCUGCGGCUCAUGUUUGCCCUUUAUAACACCAUGGUGUCCAAAUCAGAGUGGUUGUGUUACUUUGUAAUUAUUCUCAAUCACAUGGUCUCUGCUUCCCUGUUAACACUAGUACUGCCCAUUUUGAUCUUCUUGUGGGCAAUGCUAUCCGUGCCACGUCCCACUAAGCGCUUCUGGAUGACGGCCAUCAUCUACACUGAGCUGACUGUGGUCAUUAAGUAUUUCUUUCAGUUCGGCUUUUUUCCCUGGACCACAUCUUCUUACCGUGGCAUCAACGCAGAUCGCCCCUUCUGUCUGCCCAACAUUAUUGGACUGGAGAAGAAGGAUGGCUAUGUCCUAUUUGAUCUUCUGCAACUUUUGGUUCUGUUUUUUCACAGAUCAAUACUUAAGUGUCAUGGCCUCUGGGACAACAAAGAAGUAGAAAUGCCUGAUUUCUUCAAGAAACUGAAACGGAAAACAGAAAAGAACCGAGCCAGCAGCGGAGAGAAACGGAGACUCCUCUUCUUGCCUGUCCAGGCAUCCACAGGCGCUCUCUUUCGACGACGGAAGGGUUGCAGCAUGGAUGAGAAUGGUGACACGGUAUCAAAGAAGAACCCCCUGAAUAAGAGUAGACAUCACUCAAAAGUACCACAGGCCAGGAUGAAGAGAAUCAAACAGAAAAUCAGGGAGAGGAUACUAGAGGCAAAAGCUGUAGUCAUAGAGACAGCUCUACAUGUAUACCUGCCUAUCAGACAAUUCUUCUAUGACAUCAUCCACCCUGAAUAUAGCCCCGUGUGUGAUGUCUACGCUCUAAUGUUCUUGAUAGACGUUGUGAACUUCAUCGUCAUCAUUUUUGGAUACUGGGCAUUUGGUAAACACACAGCCGCGGCCGACAUUACUGAGUCCCUCUCAGAGGACCAGGUUCCUGAAGCCUUCCUGGUCAUGCUGCUCAUCCAGUUUGGCACAAUGGUCGUUGACCGUGCUCUUUACCUUCGCAAGACGCUGUUGGGGAAAUGUGUCUUUCAGGUUGUCCUGGUGUUUGGGAUCCACUUCUGGAUGUUUUUCAUACUGCCCGGUGUCACAGAGAGGAGAUUCAACAGGAAUCAUGUCGCCCAGCUGUGGUACUUUGUGAAAUGCAUUUACUUUGGCCUGUCAGCCUACCAGAUCAAAUGUGGCUAUCCCAACCGUGUCCUAGGGAAUUUCUUGACCAAGAAUUACAACUACAUCAACCUCUUCCUGUUCCAGGGAUUCCGGCUAAUCCCCUUCCUGACAGAGCUGCGAGCUGUGAUGGACUGGGUUUGGACAGACACAACCCUCAGCCUGUCUAACUGGAUCUGUGUGGAAGAUAUAUAUGCCAACAUAUUUAUUCUGAAAUGCUGGAGGGAGUCUGAGAAGAAAUACCCCCAACCCCCAGGUCAAAAGAAAAAGAAAGUUGUGAAGUAUGGCAUGGGCGGGUUCAUCAUCUUUGCUCUCAUCUGCAUUGUUUGGUUCCCGCUGCUUUUCAUGUCUUUGGCAAAGUCUGUAGCCGGAGUGACCAACCAGCCCCUGGAUGUCACACUGCAGCUCAGCAUUGCUGGAUAUGAGCCACUGUUUACCAUGAGUGCCCAGGAACAGAACCUGGUACCCUUCUCCCAGUCAGCCUACCAUAAGCUAACCAACCAAUAUGCCACACAUCCUGCUGCCAUGCAGUUCAUCGUGAAGUACGUUGCUGAGGACAUUGUUGUGGCAAAAAUAAAAAGUGAUGCCAGUCUGGUGUGGGGCAUCAGUCCAGCGAGUCGCCAGGCCAUGAUUACGGAGCUCAGCCAGUCCUCCCAUGUGUACAUCACGCUGCGCUGGUCCCUCCUCAGGAACGCCUCUAUUGCAAUGAAUGCAGUAACAGCAGGGGAGCGAACUGUAAAGUAUCAAGACAAGCAAAUGAUAGAUGAAAUUGUGCAGGUUCUCAGAGGGCUCCGCUCUCAGUCUGUGAUCAUCCAAUCACUGCUGCCCAAAUACAUCAGGGGUGCCUCCGGGCCAGAAGCCAAGGUGGCCCACCGGCUAGAAACUGAGAAUCUGGAUAAUCCAGAACUCCUGCAGACAACGGCCCUCUUCCGCCCCCUAUCUGUCAAGCUUCAGCAACCAAACAACAGCUUAGAACCCCAGUGGUGGGUUAUACAAGAGUGCCAAGCAAACCAGCCACAGACCAGCUGCAGUAACAUCGAGAUAGUAAUCUUCAAUGACAAAGUGAGUCCCCCCAGUCUGGGGUUUCUGGCCGGAUAUGGGAUUGUGGGACUGUACAUGUCAGUAGUGCUGGUUAUCGGCAAGUUUGUGCGGGAGUUCUUCAAUGGAAUCUCACGGUCCAUAAUGUUCGAGGAGCUGCCCUGUGUGGACCGUGUUCUGAAACUGUGCACUGAUAUUUUUGUGGUGCGCGAGACUGGAGAGAUGGAGCUGGAAGAGCAGCUCUUUUCCAAACUCAUCUUCCUCUACCGCUCUCCUGAAACCAUGAUCAAGAUGACCCGUGAAAAAAAGGCCAAGUGAUGUAAUGAAAACACCAAGAUACCCUCCCACACAACAGUGCUUCAGAAAGGACCUGAUCAAAGGGGAAUCAUAAACUAUUGUGUUCUGACUUGUCCUAAUAUACGGACACCAAUCAGAAAGACUUACCACAGAUGAUAAAAUUAUACCAUAUGUUCCAGUCAAAAUAGCAGAAACACGUGAGGAUCUUCAGCCUGAAACACCGUGGUUUAAUCCAUACCACUUUAACCUUCAGUCUGUGAUAACUACGACGUGCCUGUCUGUCCUAUAGACCUGCAUGUAUUUAAAUAUGGGUAAGACGACAGGUAAAUACAUCUCGGCAAUAGACAGAAUUUGAAUUUUCCCCAAAGUGUAAUGUAUGUUAAACUUAGAAUAUGAAAUAAAAAAGUGAAUAUAUGAGAAAUGCA